GAGGUACUUACCUGAGGUCUACAUUAUUGCUGUUGUUUCUUUUGGUACCUAUUGAGCAACCUCCUUGCCAACCUUUCCAUCCUCCUUCUUCACCACUCCCUCCCCGUCCCGUCUCUAAUCUCCCUCCAUCUUUCUUCCAUCAUCAUCAACAUUCGAGGAAGAAUCUUCACCAUCAACCCCCCUCGAGGAAUAUCGCAUCCAGUCUUUUGACGCCAUUUUUCUUUUCUUGCAUAUCCCCCGAAUACCCUUGAGCAGCCAACUCCCUUCCCCCUUCUCUUCCGACGAAUUCCUCCCCUAGUCUUCAUCCAACAUGGCUGAGAUUCGCCGCAAGCUGGUCAUCGUCGGUGACGGUGCCUGUGGUAAAACCUGCUUGUUGAUCGUCUUCUCCAAGGGAACUUUCCCCGAGGUCUACGUACCCACCGUUUUCGAAAACUACGUCGCCGAUGUUGAGGUCGAUGGCAAGCACGUCGAGCUAGCCUUAUGGGAUACGGCUGGCCAGGAAGACUACGAUCGUCUCCGACCGCUCUCCUACCCGGAUUCCCACGUUAUCUUAAUCUGCUUCGCCGUCGACUCCCCCGAUUCCCUGGACAACGUUCAGGAGAAGUGGAUCUCUGAGGUGCUUCACUUCUGCCAAGGCCUGCCCAUCAUCCUCGUUGGCUGCAAGAAGGAUCUGCGCUACGACUCUAAGACUAUCGAGGAGCUACGUAAGACCAGCCAGAAGCCCGUUUCCCCUGAGGAGGGUGAGGAUAUCCGCAAGAAGAUCGGCGCCUACAAGUAUCUCGAGUGCUCGGCCAAGACGAACGAGGGCGUCCGCGAGGUUUUCGAGCACGCCACCCGCGCUGCUCUACUAUCACGCAACCGCCAGAAGAAGCACUCCAAGUGCUUAGUCCUUUAAACGCACCGUCGAUUCCCUUUAUGAUACCUUCAAUAUACCGUCGUAAUCCGUCGUCGUCCUCGCAGGCUCUUUCUACGGGCGAGAUACGCAGAUGAUAACAAGGGUUUUGGACGGACUGGAAGGGUUGGACCUCCUCGGCAUCAUGGUCUCGGCUGGAGCUUGAUUCGUCUACUCAUAACCACCGCCUCGGCCGGUGUGCAACUCAGGGGGUUAUUGUACUGGAACUCCCACGGACUGGGGGGAACAGAGCAGGCGGCAUGCUCUGCCGUCGGAAGAGAAGGGGAGGAGAGAUGUGUUGGGUGUGUGCGUAUGUGUGUGUCAAGAUUGGCGAGCCAACCCCAGAGAAUACGGCUAUAUUAUAAAUCUUCUCCUUUUUUUUUAUCUGGUCUCUUGAUAGUUCCUCUCGCGUCGGACCAACCGGAGAUGGAAAUUUGUCGCGAAGGGGCUGCUCCCGCGGUUCUUUUUCCCCCAAUCGUACUGCUUUGCUAAUGCUCAGGUCCCGGUGUUCUCUCUCUC
Messenger RNA from Durotheca rogersii, 1411 nucleotides. RefSeq names its product Rho type small GTPase. Gene Ontology annotation, molecular function: GTPase activity; GTP binding. Bases 311 to 895 code for a protein of 194 amino acids. The transcript has 6 exons. Gene Ontology annotation, biological process: small GTPase-mediated signal transduction. The record is from RefSeq and is a predicted model, not a curated record. Lineage: Eukaryota; Fungi; Ascomycota; Sordariomycetes; Xylariales; Xylariaceae.